AUGGCCAGCGAGCCUUUCAAAGCGAUCAUCAUCGGCGGAGGCCCUAGCGGUAUCACCGCCGCACACGCCUUCUACCAUGCCGGCAUCGAUUUCGUAGUCCUGGAGAGGCGGACAAACAUUGUAGAAGAUCUUGGCGCAAGUCUCGUCCUCGGUCCUACGAGCAUGCGCGUCUUCCACCAGCUCGGCAUUCUAGACAAGCUCAUGGAAAUCGGCAUGCUCCUGGACGACAACAGGGGCUUCACCACCGACGGUUUCAAUUUCAAGCAGUCCUCAGCAUUUGACCUUCUGAAGGAGCACCACGGCACAACGCCCCUCGCGUUCCACAGGGCGCAUCUCAUCCAGGCCCUCUACGACACCCUCCCCGAGGAUGCCAAAACACGCUACCACACCGGCAAGAAGCUCGCCAAAAUCACCACCACCGACACCGGCGUCAUCGUCAAUUGCGAAGACGGCUCUUCCUACGCGGGAUCCGUGGUCAUCGGCGCCGACGGCGUGCACUCCGCCACCCGCCGCCAAAUGCGCCGCCUCGCCCUCGAAGAAGACCCGGCCCGCGAAUGGGACCCCGAGAAGCCGUACGAGACCAACUACCGCUGCAUGUGGGCGUCGUUCCCCCGUCCCACUGCCGCCGGUCAGAGCUACGAGACGCAGGGCGUGGACCAGUCCGUGAUGUACAUCACCGGCAAGGAAAGGGGCUGGAUUUUCUGCUACGAGAAACUGCCUGAGCCGACGAAGGAGCGGAUCUCAUUUACCGAGAAGGAGCUCGAGGAGUACGGCGCCCGGUUUGCGGAGUGGCCUAUUACCGGCACCCUGAAAGUCAAGGAUGUCUUUAAGGAGCGCUACAACGCGGGCGGCGCUGGCCUCGAGGAGGGCAUCUGCAAGCACUGGAGCUUUAAAGGCCGGAUCGUGCUUGUGGGAGAUGCGGCGCAUAAGUUUACGCCGAAUGCCGGUCUAGGGUUCAACAACGGCGUGCAGGACGUCGUCGCAGUCUGCAACGGCCUGCGCAAACUCAUUGCCGAGUCCAACGGAACCCCUGGAUUUGACGCAUUGGAGAGCUUGUUUGAAGAGUACAAGACCGACAGGAUGGAGGGACUGGAGAAGGACCUGGGACAGUCUGCGCGCCUGACGAGACUGCACGCAUGGGCUACGACGAAGGACUGGUUCAUGGCGAGGUACAUCUUGUCCUGGGGCUUCAUGCAGAGGAUUCUCUUGGCCUACAUUGUGUCACCGGCAAUCCAGAAGGCCAAGGUGUUCGACUUUAUCGCGGCGUCGGAGCCGUUCGAGCCGGGUUCGUUCAAGUGGCUGCAUCCGCUGCUGAACACCGUUUCCAAGAACCGGGCGCUCUGA
Colletotrichum chrysophilum is the source of this 1344-nucleotide messenger RNA. RefSeq lists its product as uncharacterized. NCBI's taxonomy places the organism in Eukaryota, Fungi, Ascomycota, Sordariomycetes, Glomerellales, Glomerellaceae. The coding region runs from base 1 to 1344 and encodes 447 amino acids. Gene Ontology annotation, molecular function: FAD binding. The transcript has 2 exons. The record is from RefSeq and is a predicted model, not a curated record.